This is a messenger RNA of Nothobranchius furzeri (turquoise killifish), 2924 nucleotides long. The record is from RefSeq and is a predicted model, not a curated record. NCBI's taxonomy places the organism in Eukaryota, Metazoa, Chordata, Actinopteri, Cyprinodontiformes, Nothobranchiidae.
UCUUCUAUUUUCACAGCAGCUGGAAGAACAAGCCGAACAAUUACACACAAAAACCCCCGCCACUGGAGUGCAUCAGGUAAACUACAUAACACAACUGUAUUUUAAUAUGCUUUUGAAUGUUAUAAAACCAAGUUAAAAACGUUUUCAGCACAUUGCCGUUUCUGUUUCCAAAUGACUCGCUGAUGUUUAUCAUUGUCUGAUUCAAGCUUGAAUUUCAGAGAGUUCCAGUUUGCCCAGACUAUGUUUUUUGCCAUUGAGGAGAUUAACAACAGCACAGAGCUACUUCCUGGUGUUUCUCUGGGAUAUCAUGUUUAUGAUACUUGUGGUUCUGUUGUCAGAAGCCUGAAAGUAGCACUUGCUUUAAACAAUGGUAAUGACAAUGUGCCACUGUUGUCAGAUGGGUCAUGUUCUAGACCGGUGCAGUUGCAAGCCAUAGUUGGGGAAACGUCUUCCUCUCCCAGUACAGCAAUAGCUACUGUUAUUGGACCUUUUCAUAUCCCACUGAUCAGCCACUUUGCUACAUGCGCCUGUCUUAGUGACAAAUCCAAGUAUCAGUCCUUUCUCAGAACCAUACCCAGUGACUACUAUCAGAGCAGAGCUCUGGCUCACUUGGUCAAACACUUUGGUUGGACUUGGGUUGGAGCUGUUAGAACCAAUGACGACUAUGGCAACAACGGCAUGGCAACGUUCUCGGAAGCCGCACAGCAGCUCGGCAUCUGUCUGGAAUAUUCUGUUGCUUUCUUCAGGACGGACCCAACAGAAAAAAUACAAAAGAUUAUUGAUGUUGUCAAAGCUUCAACUUCAAAAGUGAUUGUUGCUUUUGUCUCACACUUGGACAUGGAUGUGCUGAUACAUGAGAUGUCCCUUUACAACCUGACAGGGUACCAGUGGGUCGGCAGUGAGUCGUGGAUCUUUGAUUCUCAAAUUGCAGCAAAGGAUAAGAAUCGCAUGCUGGAUGGUGCUUUAGGCCUUUCUAUCCCCAAAGCACAAGUCAGCGGCCUUAGAGAGUUCAUGAUGGAUGUGAAACUGUUCAAUUCAUCAAAUGAUGGCUUAUUCACAGACUUCUGGGAGGCGUUAUUCGGCUGCAAGUUCAAACAGUCACAGUCAGAAAAGAUACAGAGAGAAUGUACCGGACACGAGGAUCUGACUGGAGUGGAAAACGGCUUUACUGACAUGUCACUGAUGCCCAUAUUUAACAACGUCUAUAAAGGAGUGUACGCAGUGGCCCACGCUCUGCACGAUAUCCUCACAUGUAAUAAAACAUGCAACACCAGCAUUUUGCAGCAUAUUAAAACAAUUCGCUUUAAAACUAAAGAAGGAGAAGUUGUUCAUUUCAAUGAAAAUGGAGAUCCAGCUGCAAAGUAUGAGAUUAUUAACUGGCAGCCAAGACAAACUGGCACGGUGGAUUUUGUGUCCGUUGGUCUUUAUGAUGCAUCGUUACCUGCAGGCAAGCAGCUGGAUUUAUACAACACGUCCUUAAUUUGGUCACAGAGUCUAACGCAGGUUCCUGUUUCUGUUUGCAGUGAGAAGUGUCCUCCAGGAACACAGAAGGUUCUGCAGAAGGGAAGACCUGUUUGCUGCCACGACUGCCUAAAGUGUGCAGAAGGAGAAAUGAGCAACAUUACAGAUUCCAUCACCUGUGUGAGAUGCCCCACAGAAUCCUGGUCAAAUGACAGAAGAGAUGCCUGUGUAACAAAGGAAAUCGUUUUUCUGUCAUACGAAGACAUUAUGGGAAUGCUCCUGACUGCUGCAGCUUUAUUUGGGACGUCUCUGACGGCUGCAGUAGCUUUUAUUUUCUUCAGGCACAGGAAAACUCCUCUGGUCAGAGCAAACAACUCUGAGCUGAGCUUCCUGCUGCUCUUCUCACUGUCCAUGUGUUUCCUCUGCUCUCUGACCUUCAUCGGCCAGCCGUCAGAGUGGUCCUGCGUGCUUCGUCACACAGCUUUUGGCAUCACCUUCGUCCUCUGUCUGUCUUGUGUUCUGGGCAAAACCAUGGUGGUCCUGAUGGCUUUUAGGGCCACUCUUCCAGGGAGAAAUGUGAUGAAACUGUUCGGGCCUACACAGCAGAGACUCAGUGUUCUGGGCUUCACUCUGAUACAAGUGAUCAUAUGUGUCCUCUGGUUGGCCAUUUCUCCUCCGUUCCCAUCUCAGAACUUCAAGGAGUUCAAAGAUAAAAUCAUCUUGGAGUGUUCUCUGGGCUCAGCUGUUGGGUUCUGGUCAGUACUCGGGUACAUUGGACUUUUGGCUAUUUUGUGUUUCAUUUUUGCUUUUCUGGCUCGAAAACUGCCCGAUAACUUCAACGAAGCUAAAUUCAUCACCUUCAGCAUGUUGAUAUUCUGUGCCGUGUGGAUCACUUUCAUCCCAGCGUAUGUCAGCUCUCCUGGAAAGUUCAGUGUUGCUGUAGAAAUCUUUGCUAUUCUAGCUUCUAGUUUUGGAUUACUGAUUUGUAUCUUCAUCCCAAAAUGUUACAUCGUGUUGCAGAAACCAGAAAGAAACACUAAAAAGAAUAUGAUGGGAAAGAGAGUGCCAAAAUCAUUUUGAAGAGAGCAUUUGUUACAAAACCUGAUGAAUUUACUCACAAAUUGCAAAUGUGUGUUUGGGAACCACUCUCUGUAAGUUUCAGUCUGCUUAUUUGAUCAAGACUAUGCUGCACUUUACAUGUUAACUGGGAAAAGGAACACUUUUUGCCAUCCUUUAAGUUUAAAGCUUUAAGUUGUUUUCCAAAGUACACCUGAAAUGGACAGUUACCAUGAGGAGCCAUCUUGGUUUAUUUCUCUAAGAGUUUAAAAUAAAUUUUGUCUAAAAAAACAAAAACAAAAGACUAAUUCCCAGAAAUUAUAUUGUUGCAGCAGCCAUUUCUGACUUCAGAGACUUAAGAUAGAUUAGUCAGAGUUUAGUCAUGUACAUUCCAUCCAUCCAUCCAU